CUGCAGUAUAACAUCGUCUUUGACGGUCGACCGCACCGUCGCCGUUAGUCGGUCAGUUUUGCGUUCAUAGUUCACCGCGUCGGAUGUGCUUCAAUUUGGAUAAGAGCUGUUUUUUUUUCGUUUGAGACGGUUCAAGUUCGAGAGUGGAUCGCGCGCUGGAUGACAUCAUUAGUCAUCGGGUGGACCAGGUGCCAUUGGCGUGAUCGAAGGGAUCUAAGGAAGCUUGUGAGCCGUGGUGAUUCAAAGUGGUCCGCGCGAAAGUGGUGAUAAUUGCUCUUAAGUUGACCGCGUAAAAGUGUUGCGGUUGGAACGCUUAAUCAGCCAUGUAGAAUGUGACAAUGUGAAGUCGGUUGAACGUCAAUUUGUUCUAAUUGCCAUAUUUAUAAAGCGGAAGAAAAGUUGAGACUAACGAUUCUGUGAAGAUAACUCAUCCAGCGUAGCCCAUCGUCUACGUUACAAGGCAGAUAGGCUCAUUUGGCGGUUGAUCAGAGGCUGGGUCCAUCUGGUGAUUCGCGAAUAGCGUGAUUUUGCUCGAUGUGAUCAUCGGUCGGAAAUAGACGGCUCGUUUUUUGACUGUGUUUUUGGCGAUUCGGGUGCUGUUUGGAUUCUUGCGUGUUGCGAGAGGAAGAUUUAUUGUUGUUGCUCGAAGAGAGAAGAUCGUUACCACCUACCUGUUUAUCGUGUGGCCUACCAUUGAGUAGACGUUGAAGUGAGCUGUCCCAUUGAGGAAAAAAAUGUAUCCGUCACAGCUGCAUAAAAAACCCCUCCCGUCGCCGGGCAUCAACGCAGGCUCCUUCGCCGACAGCAUGUCCAAUCUGAGCGACGUAUCCUCCACCACGGCCAUCCUGAACAAUAAUGCUCCGGGCACUCCGGCCAACCCGGCCAACAGUGUCAGCGGUUCCCAGACGGGUUCAAGCCGACCGCGGAUGGACAUUGCUUGUGUUAUUGAUACGAGCCAAUCGCAACGGAAGGCCGCCUUCGAGGAGCUGAAACUGGCAUGCGUUCAGGUGUGUGCCAACUUGCAACUGUUGGAGUUCGAGAAGCUGGACUUCGGGGAGCUCAACACGGUGGACAGUUUCUACAGUGCCGAUGUGGCCGUGGUGGAUCUGAGCGUGCGUGCUCAGCAGAGUACGCUGAGCUAUCAUCUGGGGGUUCGGGAGAGCUUCGAGAUGAAGGAAAACAUUGUGAUCUAUAACGAUUCGGAUAGUGAGGCUACGUUGAGGAUGAAAAUCUCGUGUGGGAAUUACACAUUUGUGCCUUAUAGGGCGGUGGAAGGGGCGGGGUGCGUGGUGACGAAUCCGAGUAAGGUGGGAUAUUCGGAAGAGGUGGAUUCGAAAAUAAGCCUGCUGAGUAGGUUAAGGAAGAUCUUUCAGGACGUGGAGAUCCAGUCGAAGGCGCACUUGAGGGAGAAAUUUUUGGCUGAUUUGAGAAGUUUAAGGGAUCAAUACGCAGGGAAUGUGGAGGAACUGCAGAAAAUGCUGAGGAAUAUGAGGAAGAGGUUGGACGAUCCUCACGUUCUGUCAAAGGAGAUCGUUCAAACGUACAUGCUUUCGUUGAGAGAUGUCCAAGAUUACGAUGCCAUGGUUCAGUUAGUGGAUGAUCUUCAGACGGUUCCAAAUAAACAGCAUUAUAUAAGUACGGGAAACAUGAACUACCUGUAUGCGUUUGCAUUGAAUAGAAGGAAUAAAGAAGGUGAUAGAGAUAGAGCAUUGAAAACCUGUACAAAAGCAUUGGAAAAGAAAGAGAAUCAUUUUCCUGACAUGCUGUGCCUUUGCGGAAGGAUCUACAAAGAUAUUUUUGUAGAAUCAAAUCGCACGGAUUUGGAAUCGUUGAAAAACGCAAUAACGUGGUAUCGCAAAAGCUUCUUGAUCCAACCCAACGAAUUUGCCGGAAUCAAUUUGGCAACACUGUUGGUGAUCGAGGGCAAGGAUUUCUCAGAUUCAGAACUACAACACAUCGGAAUGAUUCUGAGCAAUCUGAUCGGUAAGAAAGGAUCGCUUUCGUCGAUCAAAGACUACUGGAACGUGGCAACGUUCUUCGAAAUCUCAGUUCUGGCGGAAAACUACGCCAAAGCCAUUCAAGCGGCCGAAUGCAUGUUCCGGCUCAAACCUCCCAAGUGGUACCUUAAAUCGACCAUCGGGAACAUCACGUUGAUCGAUUGUUCUCGAAGAAAAUCCGAGGAAUCGCUCGCCUCGAUCGAACAGCAAAUCUUCCAGUUUUGGAUGGAGUUUUUCAUGGAAGCUACCAACGCUGAACCGUCCUCAACGGUCCGAUGUCCCAUCCUGAUUCAAGAAACGCAAAAAGUUCUCUUUCCGUCGUACGUUUCGAUCCACAUGGAUGCCGACCAGAAGUCGAUAGACAUAGUCAACAUCUGCCAGCAGCACGAGAAGGACAAGUGCCGGAAGGUGCACAACUUCAACUUUCUUGCCAGCCAGAUCAAAUCGGUCAGUUUGUACAAACGGGACGAGCGAUGUGCGUUUCUGUACGUGCAGCAGAACUCCGACGAUUUUCAGAUGUACUUCCCGUCGGUGCAGUGUCGGCAGCAGUUCUACGACUUGAUCUUGCAGAUGACUGCCGAUCAGAAUUCCGGAUUCAUAGAUCUAUCGACGGAGACCAUGAGCGACGAGAUCAAGUACGAGUACGAGAUGGACGAUCAGACGAGGAGGAUCGUGUUGGGUCGGGGUACCUACGGUACGGUUUAUGCAGCGAGAGAUCUGAAUACGCAGGUGAAGAUCGCUGUGAAGGAAGUUCCGGAGAAGUACAGUCACGAGGUGCAACCGCUGCACGAAGAGAUCAAACUGCACUCGCAGUUGCGGCACCGAAACAUUGUGCAGUACUGGGGAUCGAAAUCGGAGGACAACUACUUCAAGAUCUUCAUGGAGCAGGUUCCGGGAGGAUCGCUUUCUGCGCUGCUACGAUCCAAGUGGGGACCGCUUAAGGACAACGAAGCCACCAUUGCAUUCUACUCGAAGCAGAUAUUGGAGGGAUUGAAGUACCUGCAUGAACAGAAGAUCGUCCACAGGGAUAUCAAGGGGGAUAACGUGUUGGUGAACACUUACAGCGGAGUGGUCAAAAUCUCCGACUUCGGUACAUCGAAACGGUUGGCCGGAAUCAAUCCGGUGACGGAAACCUUCACCGGUACGCUGCAGUACAUGGCCCCCGAAGUAAUCGACCAAGGUGUGCGAGGUUACGGACCGGCUGCGGACAUAUGGUCAUUUGGGUGCACCGCUGUUGAAAUGGCCACAGGGAAGCCGCCGUUCGUGGAGCUCGGUUCACCGCAGGCAGCCAUGUUCAAGGUGGGUUUCUACAAAAAGCACCCGGAAAUACCGGCUGAACUGUCCCCGGUCGCCAAGAACUUCAUCAAGCGCUGCUUCGAAGUGGACGUAGAUAAACGGGCAACGGCUGCCGAGCUGCUGGACGAUCCGUUCCUGUCAGACAAACACAAGAAGAUGCGUGCCUCGAUCAGCAUCCCUCCGUCCACGAUCAGUGCUGGCGCAGCUGAGUUCUCCCGAAGUGUCAGCAUGCCGGCCGAUCGUCACAUCAGCAAAACUCUAAUAUCCCAACAAAGCACGGCCAGUUGCAAUACUCCAAGCAUCAACUCAGAAACAGACUGCAUCCCACCGACAUUCGCCUCGACCAGAUCGGCCUCGAUCCGGAAGAACAAACAUCUCGCCCAUCUUGCGCCGAUCCAAAUGCCAAAUCAUGUCAGUAGCAUUGGGAAUCUUGCCGAAACGCCAUCAUUGGAAAUUGAAUCUAUGGAACCACCACCGGCUGGGUUCCAGCUCAACCGACGAAGUUCCUCCGGAGGAUUACUUUCGCCUGAGGUUGAACUCCCUACGACGUCCAGCAAAUCUCCCCUCCUGGCCGGCGAGGCCAACGAAAGUGACGGCUUCUACCUGCUCAAAAAAGACUCCCAACGUCGCGCCACGCUGCACAAGGUCCUAGAGCACGACGAGCGCAAAAUAUGCCAGGUGUGGAUGGAAAAGAUCGUCUCCGACCGGAAGGAGGCGGUCGACAUCACCCAGUCCCAUCUGGAGACGCUCAUCAAGGCCCUGCGAACGUACAUCACCGAGCAGAAGAAGGAACAUCUGGAGGGGGCCAUCAGCGGGCUGAAGAAGAGUCUGGACUUUGACUCGACGGCGAUCGAUCAUCUGCACUUGGCGAUGUACUCGUUCCAGGAUGCGGUCAUUACGGUGCUGCGAUCGCACAACAUAAAGCCCCACUGGAUGUUUGCGCUGGAUAACCUGGUCAAGAGUGCCGUCCAGGCGGCGAUUAUCAUACUUUCGCCUGAACUGGGUCGGAACCUAGCCGGACAUGGCCAUAAUGAUGAUGAUGACGAUGAGGAUGAUGAUGCGGAAAAUGACCGGAACCGAGGAGAUGCAGCUCGGGGUGGCAUCGAUGACGACGACGAUGAUGGGGAACUGUCCACAUCGGGUGUGGGCACCGUAAACUCGGUAGCAGUGGCAAAACCCGCCAAGCUAAGCCGCACCAAGAUGAUCAAUGAUCAAAUUACUGCUCUGCGAGCGGAGAACCUAAGACUGAUGGAAGAUCUGUACGAAUCUCACAAAAUGUAUCACGGAGUUUUCAAAACAGCUCUCAAAGGACAGACCACAAACACUGAAAUGGUGCGUGCACUGGCGAGUCAGCUGAUGUCGGUGGCAAGUCGGCAGGAUCAUAAUUCCCAGGGGUACGCCAGUGACCUGACGGAGAGCCCUGGAAUAGCUGAUGAAGUGGACGCCGCGAACAACAACUUCCUGAGGCCAACGGCUCCAACCAGACAGCAUUCGGUGCGAGCCGGAUUGGACCGACGAACGCCGGUUCGGGUGGCUCCGUUUGAUGGUGUGUCGGAAUCGAUGGCUGCCGGCAGUCAGCCGGAUACGCGAUUGGACGAGUGGCUGGUGCAGCAUGGAUUCAACGAUCACGUUCGAAGCACUAUUCACUUUGAGGAGUUUAGCUACGAGGACUUUAUCUACGCGAUGGAGCAGGACGAUCUACGCAGGAUAGGUUUGAGAGUCGGCACCGAGGUAAGACUGUGGCGGGCGAUUCGAGUACACCGGCAUCGCUUCCCCCAGCCGCCAUGGUCCCCAACGGAAGAUCUUCGCCAUCCAGUCCUCUCGCCCCAGUCGCAUUCCUCCUCCUCUCUGGCAACGGUCCUCAAUGCCAACGUGGGUGAACCGGCGCCGAAACCGAUCUCCAACUCCAACAGUUACGACUCGAACUGUUCGGCGUGCACGACAUCCACUUCGUCGGAGUACGAAUCGUGCAAUGGAAUUGAUUCGUCCUGAGGAAAACGUCGCCGCGUCACCUUCCGGCAAGGCGGCAAUCGUGGCAAUAAUAGCAACAAGCGCAGCAAAUAAGGUGGCUGUCGCCAAACGUGAGGCAAUAAACCAGUGAAACGGCGGAACAGAAUCCCAACAACACUACUCUUAAGACCUGCUUUUAGCAUGUAAGGUAAGCAGUUAUUUUCCCCUCAUCUCAAUUUACACGUAGAACUAUAGUUCGCUCUUGCUCUCUUGAGUGGAGAAUUCAUUGUUGUUACAAAACAGUCCUCUAAAUUGAUAGGUUUUAAACUAGGUUCAUAAGUCAAGCAUUAUUCAAUCGUCUCGCAUACAUUUUUGUCGAUCAUUGUUAGGUACGAGUAGCUCUUUGUAAAAGUGCGAUUUCAUGUCUCUCUUUAUGUUUUUAUCUGUUUUCGGUCUAUAAGUACUAAGUCAAAAGACCACUAAUGGUCUUUUGAUGUGUUUUCAAAAUUGUUAAUUAUCUCAAAGUUUUUUUUCUGUGUUUUCGUAUCAAAAUUGUUGAUAUUAGGCCAUAGGAGAACAUCCUUUAAUCGUACACGCAAAGCUUCGAAAGUUUUGUGGCACAUUGUGUUAGUAGGAGUUGCCAUAUUUAUCUACUUGUUAAGGCUCAAAGUGGUAGCACAAGUGCAUGCCGAUAUAUUGUAUGAUUUACAAUAAAUUGUGUAUCUUCUUGAAGGUCAAGUUUAAA
Aedes albopictus (Asian tiger mosquito) is the source of this 5988-nucleotide messenger RNA. RefSeq names its product mitogen-activated protein kinase kinase kinase 15 (gene Ask1). NCBI's taxonomy places the organism in Eukaryota, Metazoa, Arthropoda, Insecta, Diptera, Culicidae. Gene Ontology annotation, biological process: protein phosphorylation; MAPK cascade. Gene Ontology annotation, molecular function: protein kinase activity; ATP binding. The record is from RefSeq and is a predicted model, not a curated record. Bases 735 to 5285 code for a protein of 1516 amino acids. The transcript has 8 exons.